Alexandromys fortis (reed vole) is the source of this 3599-nucleotide messenger RNA. It is a transcript of the gene Arl13a, whose product is annotated as ADP ribosylation factor like GTPase 13A. Gene Ontology annotation, molecular function: GTP binding; GTPase activity. The coding region runs from base 1113 to 2237 and encodes 374 amino acids. Gene Ontology annotation, cellular component: motile cilium; non-motile cilium; ciliary membrane. NCBI's taxonomy places the organism in Eukaryota, Metazoa, Chordata, Mammalia, Rodentia, Cricetidae. The transcript is spliced from 8 exons. The record is from RefSeq and is a predicted model, not a curated record. Gene Ontology annotation, biological process: non-motile cilium assembly; receptor localization to non-motile cilium.
GUCAAUGUGAAAUGUUACGGCCACCUUGCAAAACAAUCCAGCAGUUUCUCUGAAUGCUUCAACACAGAUGCAGUGUAUGAUACAGAAAUUACUCCUAGGGAUAUGCCCAAAAGAAAUGAACACAUACCCAUACAUUUACACUCCCGUGCGCGCGUUUAUUGCAGUGUUACCUAUAAGCUGAUAAGUAGCAACAAUCCAAAUGUCCAUCAGCAGAUGAGUGAAUGCCUAAAAUGUGACAGACCUGCAAUUUUUCAGCCAUAAAAAGAAAUGAAGCCAGGGGCUGUAGUGCAUGCCUUUAAUCCAAGCAUAGGCAUAGGCUGGCUGAUCUCUGUGAGUUCAAGGCUAUCCUGAUCUAUGUAGCAAGUUCCAGGUCAGCCAGAGAUAUGAAGUGAGACCUAUCUCAAAAACUUUAAGUAUUCAUACAUGCUACAACAUGGAACCGUGAAGCAGCUACCUAAAUUAACUUUUACUUAGGCAAUCACUUCUUAAUCAGCCUGCAUGCUAAACUCACUUGAGAAACAUAUUUAACUCCCCUGGAAUCUUUGACAGUGAGGUACCUGGAUUGCUGUUUAAUAUCUAGUCUUCUCUAGGUGAUGUCUGAGGCCCCUUACAGAUCCUAGGAACUGGAUGAAAUCUAUGAAAAAUGGGUUACCAACACCUCUACCUUUGAAGCUAAGGCAAUAACAGAGCCAAGCCCAAUAGACAAGCUGCUUACAACAGGUCUUCCAAUGGUUCUUUAAACUAAGCCGGUUUUUCUCCAAUGCAUCACCACACCUUUGCCCAAGACUGAAUGAAGACAAUUCCUAGUAGUAACAAGCCAUAGCUAAAGGGAUAGGGUCCAUCUGAUUGCAUCUGUGUGUUCGGUUGCUUUAGUGACAAGUCACUGUAUUUUGUAGGAAGCUACCUACAUAUUACCACAAUGUUCUCAUUGGAGCUUAGGAUAGCCAGUCUCUCCUCCAUGGCAUUUACAAGUUAGGCUGGGUUGGAUGAUGCAAUGGAAUUCUAACAGUCACAGACUUUCUGUUUACCAGACAGACAAACUGACCUAAUCCACAAUUGAUGUGAUUUGUCAUUUAUUUUUGUCCUUUAAUAUUUAAGAUCCAAGCUGAAUCAUGUUCCGACUUCUGAGUGCCUGCUGGUCUCGACAAAAGGCCACAGAAUCAAAGCAAAGGAAUGUGACUAUCAUUGUCAUUGGCUUGGACAACUCAGGCAAAAGUCAUCUUGUGGAGGCCCUUCAAAGAUUAAUUCCUAGCAAGAUGCACAGCAAUACGAAGCCAACACAGAUUAGACUUCUACUAGAUGAUUAUCAAGUAUCUCUCUAUGACCUCAAUGGAGACCAAAAAGGCCGAGAGAAAUGGCCGAGCUACUAUGCUGAGGCACACGGGCUUGUUUUCGUCCUCGAUUCUUGUGACACAGCACGCAUACAGGAAGUGAAGAUCAUCUUAACACGCCUGAUGUUUGAUAAAAGGGUAGCAGGGAAGCCCAUCUUAAUCCUGGCAAACAAACAAGACAAGGAGGAAGCCCUCUUGCCUUGCGAUAUCAUCGAAUAUCUACUUCUGGAAAAGCUAGUGAAUGAGACUAAGUCCAUGUGCCGUGUGGAGCCAUGUUCAACUAUGAAAAACCUCCCAAAGAGGAACCAACAGCCGAUAAUUAUAGGCCUGCGCUGGCUGUUAGCUGCUAUUGGGGAUCAAUACGAUGAGCUGUGUACUCGACAACAAACAUCCAGUAAGAGCAUCUCAACCUCCAAGAACAUCAGAGGCUGUGGAGAGAGAUGCUCAUCGGACAGCAUAGCUAACAGAGGGAGAAUGCUCAAAGACAACAGACAGUGCGUUCAGAAAAGACAACACCGGGAACAUAGACAGCAUGUUGAACAAAGACACUUUGAGAAAAGGCAGCAUUUUGAAUCAAGACAACAUUUAAUACAGCGCUCACUGGAUGCUAGGCCCUUAAAGCCAAUCCUACAGAAAGAUGGUCUGCGAAUAAGGCCCAAAAAGAAUAUGUCAGUAACAUUUGCUUUGGAUGUAAUCAUGGAGGAAGGUGAAUGUUCUCGGAAGAUUGGAACUCAGAGUAUUACCAAACCUUGCAACAGCCAAUGUUAUGAGACACAGACUGCAGCUCCAUCUAUUGACAACAAUCUUUUCAAAGCUCGUAGGCCAAAAAAGAGAAUAGAUACCUGGGACACUGAAGAAAUGUUACUGGAAGAUCCUCGUGGCGAAGCCUUCCGUUCCUGCAGUUAGUAUUCCUUAAUAAAGUGACAAAGAAUGUUGGAGGCUGGGGUGGAGGGUGGGUGUCCUGUAGGGUGCCUUGGAAACUGGCCAGCACCCUCCUACCCCAAGUAGUGUGGGAAAGAAUAGAAACCUUAUACUUGGCUUUACUUGCAAAACUAGCUGUUUUCUUCUCCUGAUUAGACUUAACAGACUACUAAAGAGGAAACAGAGGGAUAGCAAAAGAAUCAUUCCCUCUAUCACCUUUCAGUAAAUGGGCACACCUCCAGAACCAGCAGGAACAAGCGCCUUUGACUUUUAUUCGAUAAUGCCUCUACAGCCCACCUACAAGUUCACCUAUUGUAAGAUCACAUCCUUGAGAACCAUUGUUUUUCCACACCAGUGCGGUAGCCAGCGAAUUCAUCCUAUACUCAUCGGGAGGCUCAGGAAGUUAUGUGUCGUCCACCUCACCAAAGAACAGCAGAGCCAUGUACUAAGAUAUUCCUGACAAAGCUUACAGAUAAGAUGUUGUGAACAACUGAAAUUGAGCCUUAGAAGAACAGGGUUACUUUAGAAUCACACGUUUUCCUUUAAGGUUCUCAGCUAUAAAGGGACUGGCAAAAUAAAUAAGAAUGGUGCUCUAAUCAAUCAGGUUUUUUGGUUUUUGUUUGUUUUUGUUUGUUUUUGUCACAUAUCCAAAACCAGGUCUGUUUUAAAUACCUAGCUACUGUCUGGGAAGCCACAUUGCUUUGCUAGCCUUUCAGGAACAGCAACUGCUGCCUCUUAACAUGUGUGUGGAUCCACACUCCCAGUGUGGUGAGCUUGGGAUGGUACUGGUCCCUUACUAUUAUUGUUAUCACCUUCAUCAUGGGCCCCAUUUAUCAGGUGCUUUCCAGAUACCUGGCACAGUGUUAAGUCCUUCCUAUCUAUUGUCAUAUUGGCAACCUUCCUGGGCAGGUAUUAUACCUGGCAUCACUUCCCAAAUGAGGGUACUGUACACAGCAGAGCAAGGAAUGGAAUCCAAUUCUGCCUAGCUAAAGCUACCUUGGGGCUAAAAAGAUCCACACAUGCCUCUCUCCAACUCCCUCUAGAAAGACAAAGCUAUAGCCAGGAAAUUAUGCAGAACUGCAUCCAUGCCUAUGUGAGGAGAAUUCCGUUAACAGCCAUAAGUGCACCAGCAGCGCUAGCAGGCAUAGUUGAUGGAGCACUUCCGCUUUGUCAGCUGCUAGGCUAACUGCUUUACAUAUAUUACUGCCUUUCAUCUUCAUCUCACACAGGCAGAAACUGAUAUUCAGAGAGCUUAGAUAAUUUGUCCCUGGGCACCCACUAGGUGGUAGCAAAACCAGUUUUGGUUGUUUUUUGUUUGUUUGUUUGUUUUUCCUUUCUUAUUGCUAU